UUGUUUCCCAUUCAUCGAGGGCAAGGCAGCCAUGUCUGACCUGCAGGGAUCCUAUUCUUAUGAUGUUCCCAAUUGCAACUUUGAUGAAGAUGAUAAUAAUAUUGACUCCUGGUUCGAUUCGGUUGCAAAUGUAGAAAACGUCCCUCCAGAGUCGGGUCUGAACCCAGAGAACCCUGAAAGUGAGGACAUGGAACAAGCAGAGAAUGUGGGCACCAUUCAUGGAGGGAGUAUCAAAAAACAGCAGACUCCAAAGUCACAAGCCAGAAGGUCUUCCAAGCGUUUAUCAGCCCAACAGAGGAGCCGCCAAAUGGCAAAAAUCAGGGCUGAGCGAAAGAAAGUGGCUCCCAAGCAAGAGCAACCUCCUAUGAAAAGACCUAAGCUGUCUUCAGCAAGAUGCAAAUCCACAGACACCACAAUCAACAAAGGUCUGUCCACAAGUGUUGCUGAAGGGUCUCCGAAAAAAAGAGCCAAGAUUUUACCCGCCACUCCUACAGUUCUUAAGCGCAAAAUUAUGACACAGAAAGGGAAGAAUUCAGAGGAGCAGGAACUCGAGAAGGUACAGAUGCUUCAGAAGGAAAUGGCUGAGAUGCUGAAAAAGAACGAGGAGUCCCUGAAAUCUGUUUUAGCAGGAGAUCAACCAAUGAAGAAGGUACCCAUUCAGACUACGAAGCCUGUAGACUUCCACUUCUACACUGAUGAACGUUUCAAACGGCAUCCAGAAGAACAGCAAACAGAAUACAAGCAAAUGGAUUUCACUGCUGAACUUAGAAAGCAUCCACCAUCUCCGCACAAAAUGGCCCGUACUGUGCCCAAACCCUUCAACCUCUCCAAGAGCAACAAAAGGAAACACGAGGAAUCCACCAGUGUAGAUUAUACGUCCACUGCUGAGCAAGUGUUGGCCUUCCAGAAAAAAACCCCACAAAGAUUCCAUCUACGCAGCCGGCUAAGGGAGAAUGAAGGACCAUCUCCACUAAAACCACUGAAGGCUAGGGUGACUAUCCCAAAGACUCCUCAGCUUCAGACUAAGCAGCGACAUCGGCCAACAAAUUGCAAGAGUUCAGCUGAGCUUGAGGCGGAAGAACUUGACAAGCUACAGCAAUACAAGUUCAAAGCCCAAGAGCUCAAUCCAAAGGUUUUGGAGGGAGGAUCUCUCUUAACAAAGAAGCCCCCUGUAAAAGAGCCCACCAAGGCAGUCGGCUUUAAUUUGGAAAUAGAAAAACGAAUUCAACAGCGUGAGAAGAAAGAUGUAGAGGAUGAGGAGAUAUUCACCUUCCAUUCAAGGCCAUGCCCAACUAAGAUGUUAAAGGAUGUGAUGGGUGUUCCUGAAAAGAAACAGCUUCCUGUAACUGUGCCACAAUCUCCAGCUUUUGCACUAAAGAACAGAGUUCGUAUGAUUUCCUCAGAGGAACAAAAGGAGGAGCCAGUCCCUAUCAUCAAAGCCAAUCCAAUGCCUUUUUUUGGAGUCCCCUUCAAGCCAAAGUUAGUGGAGCAGAAACCAAUGGAAGCGUGUCCCUUCUCAUUUAGCGAACGCGACCGCCACAGGAUGGAAGAAAAACAGAAAAAACUUGAAGAACUUCGCCAUGCUGAUGCUCCCACAUUCAAGGCUCAGCCUCUACCCGAUUUCGACCAGAUCAGUCUUCCUGAGAAGAAAGUGAAGGAGAAAACCCAACCAGAGCCGUUUAAUUUGGAGAUUGAUAAACGAGGAGAGGCAAAGCUUCAUGUUUGGAAACAUCAGCUUAAAGAAGAACUUAAACAGCAAAAGGAAAUGUCCACGUUCAAAGCACGGCCUAAUACUGUAACCCAUCAGGAGCCUUUUGUGCCCAAGAAGGAAAGCCGACUCUUGACAGAGAGCCUUUCUGGUUCCAUAGUUCAGGAAGGCUUUGAGUUGGCAACAGAGAGGCGUGCCAAGGAGCGCCAGGAGUUUGAGAGGCGUCUAGCAGAGCUGGAGACUCAGAAAAGUCUUAUUGAAGAGGAGGAACGUAGGCGGCAGGAAGAGGAAGAGCAGGAGGAGAUCAACCGGUUAAGACAUGAAAUGGUCCACAAGGCUCAGCCAGUCAGGAAGUUCAAACCCGUGGAUGUGAAAACAAGCGAUAUUCCCCUCACCGUUCCAAAAACCCCUAAAUUUUCUGACAGAUUUAAGAUCUAAAAGUGCAUCUGAUAAUGCAAGUUUUUUUAAAGGUGUUCUAGAGGAACCUGAGAGGAAAACAAAAUACU
Messenger RNA from Nanorana parkeri, 2214 nucleotides. It is a transcript of the gene TPX2, whose product is annotated as TPX2, microtubule nucleation factor. The record is from RefSeq and is a predicted model, not a curated record. NCBI's taxonomy places the organism in Eukaryota, Metazoa, Chordata, Amphibia, Anura, Dicroglossidae. Gene Ontology annotation, biological process: activation of protein kinase activity; regulation of mitotic spindle organization. The transcript is spliced from 16 exons. Gene Ontology annotation, cellular component: spindle; microtubule. The coding region runs from base 32 to 2146 and encodes 704 amino acids.